Messenger RNA from Biomphalaria glabrata, 1232 nucleotides. Its product is annotated as smad nuclear-interacting protein 1-like. Gene Ontology annotation, molecular function: protein binding; mRNA binding. Gene Ontology annotation, biological process: miRNA processing. Gene Ontology annotation, cellular component: nucleus. Bases 203 to 1123 code for a protein of 306 amino acids. The transcript has 2 exons. NCBI's taxonomy places the organism in Eukaryota, Metazoa, Mollusca, Gastropoda, Planorbidae. The record is from RefSeq and is a predicted model, not a curated record.
UUUUAAAACCAAUACCUAAAUCUAUUUCUGGAUACUGUGUUACUGUGUUUUCGAUAGGGUAAAAAUAAUAUCUCUGGACGUCUAGUCUAGAUCGAAGACGUCUUAGUCUUAUUAUAUUAUAUAUAGAUCUGGUUUAUUUGAAGCCUAGUUUAUAAUAAUAUAGGCGAAUUUGAACCGUUGAAAAUCAAAAUUGAUAUAAACUAUGAAUCGUAAACACCGGAAACGACACCAUAGUCACACAGAUGAAGAGGCCGAAAAAGAAACCACAUUUUUUCAAAAACGUCAAGCUGAAAGACAUUCAAAUAAUGAAGAUCUUAGAUCAAAACAUCACAAACGUCAGAAACAGAAAAGGCAUACAGAAGAUUCCAGUCCUCCUCGAAUCCAACGUCGAGAUCAGUCACGGGAUAAAAAGAGAAGUGAAAUGUAUGACCCUAACAUACGGAUAAAACAAGAAAAGAUUGAUGAUGAAAAUUUCAGGCACCAGCACAGGGAAAGGUCCCGAAACAACGAACGGAGGCGAGAGCAAAGGAGAGAAAGAGAUGUGGCUGGCGGCGACUUUGGUUUGAAUACAAUUCAAAUCAAAUCGGAAGACGCACCCGAGGAAAAGAAAGACGAUAAACAAAAACCAAACUUUCAACUUUCUGGUAAGUUGACGGAAGAUACAAACACAUUUCGAGGAGUCGUUAUAAAAUAUAAUGAGCCACCUGAAGCAAUGAAACCAAAACGCAGGUGGCGAUUGUAUCCUUUCAAAGGUGAUACAGCCUUACCUGUUUUACAUAUUCACAGACAGAGUGCCUAUCUGUUGGGCCGUGAUAGAAAAAUAGCAGACAUUCCUAUAGACCACCCUUCCUGCUCGAAACAGCAGGCAGUUCUUCAGUUUCGAGCCAUGCCCUACACACGUCCUGAUGGGACACCAGGCAGACGCGUCAGGCCUUACAUCAUAGAUCUCGAGUCUGCCAACGGGACAUACUUGAACAAUGAAAAGAUUGAGCCCAAGCGCUACUACGAACUCAGAGAAAAAGACGUUGUUAAAUUUGGUUUUAGCACUAGAGAGUAUGUGGUACUUCACGACAGUGUUGAUCUUUCAGAGGUCACGGCCGGCGAUGACAUGGAAGAAGUAUAACUAGGGUGAGAUAAUGGUUGAUCAUUACAUGCAUUACACAUUUAUAUGUUUUGAUAUUUGUAUAUUGAUAGUAUGUUAAUAAUUAAAAAAUAAAAUGACUGAAUUGAUU